Messenger RNA from Manis pentadactyla (Chinese pangolin), 8788 nucleotides. It is a transcript of the gene ZNF41, whose product is annotated as zinc finger protein 41. Gene Ontology annotation, molecular function: RNA polymerase II cis-regulatory region sequence-specific DNA binding; DNA-binding transcription factor activity. Gene Ontology annotation, biological process: regulation of transcription by RNA polymerase II. Bases 33 to 2324 code for a protein of 763 amino acids. NCBI's taxonomy places the organism in Eukaryota, Metazoa, Chordata, Mammalia, Pholidota, Manidae. The transcript has 4 exons. The record is from RefSeq and is a predicted model, not a curated record.
AGGCCUCCUUUGACAGAGUCUGGUGAAGUGAGAUGUCACCUUAUUACCAGGUCUCACUGUCAUUUGAGGAUGUGGCUGUGGACUUUAGCAGGGAGGAGUGGCAACAACUGGAUCCUGCUCAGAGACGCCUGUACUGGGAUGUGACCCUGGAGAACUACAGCCACCUCCGCUCAGUGGGAUACCAGGUUCCAAAACCAGAGGUCAUCUUCAGGUUGGAGCAAGGAGAGGGGCCAUGGACAGUGGAGGAGGAAACCCCACAUCAGAGGUGUUCAGAUGACGAUGUUGGGCAAACCCAAAAACAGAGAAUUUCUGGAGAAGUUUUAUUCCAUUGUGAGAAAUUUGGUCAAUCCUUAAGAGACGAUUCAUUAUGUUCCAUCUUAGAAGAAUUGUGGCAAGAUAAUGACCAUCUGGAGAGAUGUCAGGAAAACAAAAAUAACCUUGUAAGUCAUGUGAAAGUAUUAGUUAAGGAGAGGAGCUAUGAAUGUAAAAACAUUGAAAAAAUAAUACCUGUGAGUACCAAGCUUGUUCCUUCAAUUAAAAGACUCCAUAACUGUGACACAUUUGGAAAGAGUUUGAAGCAUACUUUAAACUUACAUAAUCAUAAUAAAAGCAAUGCAACAAAGAACCUUGAUAAGAUUUUUGGAAAUAACAAUUUUGCCCAUAACUCUUCCUCUACUAAGAAUGAGAAUGCUAAUACAGGGACAAACUCCUGUGAACAUAAUAAAUGUGAAAAGCAUCUUGGCAAGAAACAAGUUGUCAUCCACCAUCAGAAAAUUCAUACUGGAGAGAAACUUUAUGUAUGUACUGAAUGUGUAAAGAGCUUUACCCAGAAGUCACAUCUCUUUGAUCAUCAGAGAACUCAUGCUGGGGAAAAAUCCUAUGAAUGCAACAAAAGUGAGAAAGUCCCCACUCAGAAGCCACAAAUUGAUGUACCUCAGAAUGUUUAUACAGGAGAGAAACCCUAUAUAUGUACUCAGUGUGGGAAGGCCUUUACUCUCAAGUCAAACCUCAUUACACAUCAGAAAAUUCAUACUGGGCAGAAACCCUAUAAAUGCAGUGAAUGUGGAAAAGCCUUUUUCCACAGAUCGUAUCUCUUUAGACAUAUGAGAAUUCAUACAGGAGAAAAACCUUAUGAGUGCAGUGAAUGUGGAAGAGGCUUCUCCCAGAAUUCAGACCUCAUUAUACAUCAGAAAACUCACACUGGAGAGAAACACUAUGCAUGCAGUGAGUGUGGCAAAGCCUUCACCAGAAAAUCAGCACUCAGGAUGCAUCAACGAAUUCACACAGGAGAGAAACCCUAUGUAUGUACUGAAUGUGGAAAGGCCUUCAUCCAGAAAUCACAUUUCAAUACACAUCAGAGAAUUCAUACUGGAGAAAAGCCUUAUGAAUGCAGUGACUGUGGGAAAUCAUUCACUAAGAAGUCGCAACUCCAUGUGCAUCAAAGAAUUCACACAGGAGAAAAACCCUAUAUAUGUACAGAAUGUGGAAAGGUCUUCACUCAUAGGACAAAUCUCACUACACAUCAGAAAACUCAUACUGGAGAGAAACCCUAUAUGUGUGCUGAAUGUGGGAAGGCUUUCAGUGAUCAGUCAAAUCUCAUUAAACACCAGAAAACUCAUACUGGAGAAAAGCCCUAUAAAUGCAAUGGCUGUGGAAAAGCCUUCAUAUGGAAGUCACGCCUCAAAAUACAUCAGAAAUCCCAUAUUGGAGAGAGACACUAUGAAUGCAAUGAAUGUGGGAAAGCCUUUAUCCAGAAAUCAACACUAAGCGUGCAUCAGAGAAUCCAUACAGGAGAGAAGCCCUACAUUUGUCCUGAAUGUGGAAAGGCCUUCAUCCAGAAAUCACACUUCGUUGCACAUUAUAGAAUUCACACCGGAGAGAAGCCUUAUGAAUGCAGUGACUGUGGAAAAUGCUUCACCAAGAAGUCACAACUCCAUGUACAUCAGAAAAUUCACACAGGUGAGAAACCCAAUAUAUGUGCUGAAUGUGGGAAGGCCUUCACUGACAGGUCAAAUCUCAUAACACACCAGAAAAUACAUACUAGAGAGAAACCCUAUAAAUGCAGUGACUGUGGAAAAACUUUCACAUGGAAGUCACGCCUCACUAUGCAUCAGAAAUCACAUACUGGAGAGAGACACUAUGAAUGCAGUAAAUGUGGGAAAGCUUUCAUCCAGAAAGCAACACUAAGUAUGCAUCAGGUAACUCAUACAGGCAAUAAACCCUAUGCUUGUACAGAAUGUCAGAAGGCCUUCACUGACCGAUCAAAUCUCAUUAAACAUCAGAAAACUCAUAGUGGAGAAAAACUCUAUAAGGCCAAUGACUGAAAAAGCCUUCAGGGGGAAUUGACAACUGGGUAUAAAUCAGAUGUGUCCAAAUGGGGAAGAGGAGUGCCUGAUGCUGUGAUCAUUGUUCAGAGGGAAGUAGGUAAGACAGACUACAGCAUAAGUGAACAGAAAGCAAAAAAAGCUAAGUAUCCCUCAGUUGAUUGGAAAUACAAGUACCUGCAUCACCACAGUUGAUAUGCAAUUAUAAGUGUAGAGAGGCACUUUGAUAAAGCAUUUGAGCAAUAGUACUAUUUGAUUUCAAGACUCAUAAAGAGACUCUCAAACUCCUGCAAAUGGUAGAAAGAGAGACCUCAGUAGGUAACUUAUCUCUUAUGUUUCACUUUUUGGAUAAAGAACUUUAUAAAUUCAGCUCUGAUUAGUUCUUCAUACCCUGAGAUGAUGUAAAAGUACUAAAUAUUGGGCAAAAUAUUUUCAGAUCACUAGGGUGGGGAGAAGAGUUUUCAUUGUCCAAACACAUGCAAGGCACUGAAGUCAAGCCAAAAAGCUAUUUGGGAAUGCAGAUCUGUGAGUAGAAGCUAGAAGUCUUUGUGAUCAUUGACAUUUAAGGCACAGAAAGGAUUACCAUGAGGAACUAUUCUUUCUCUUCCCUUUGAGAAGUCACCAUGGUUAAGUUUAAAAAUUAAUUUUUAAACUUAAAGUCUGACUAUGCAUCUGCAAAUUAGGCAUAGCUCUAGCCUGUGUUACAGGAAUAUAGUUAUUAAAUGUUACAGAUACCUAAAGGUGGCAAUUGCUCCCUUAUUAAUUUCAUGCUGUGGCAGCAGGUGAUUCACACCCAAAAAGUAUGCAUACCUGCAUACCUUCUAACCUGUGCCCAACAGCUAUCAUUUAUAUAAUCUGCAUCCCAUAGCUUGAGUAACCCAAGACAGUGGAACUGAGCCACAGCACUCUGGACCUCUAGCCUUGUCCACUGGAGCUUCUGGUCUCUUUGGGAUUCCUGGUUGAAAAAGAAUGGUUGAGAAAUUGGGUUUCAAUACAAAAAGUUUUUAUUCUGUUUUUCUCCCAGUUUGGUUAAGAUAUAAUUUUCUACACACACGUUGAGUAGUUUUGUUUAGAUUGCUGUGAGGUUUUAAAGUUACACUGUAUUUGGUUGCUUAGCUAAAAAAUGACUGUUUAUUAUAGUUGAAUAACUGGAAGACUUCUCUAGAAAGAGCACUGGUCUUUUGUUGAGCACUGAUAUACAGUUUCUCAUUUUCCUUUAAACACUCUUAAGAAAAGGGGCAUUCUUUCUACCAUGCUAUUUUAUUUUCAAACCUUUUUAUUUAAAGGAUAAUACAUAGAGAAAAUGCACAUAUCAUAAGCAUACAGGUCAAUGAAUUCUCACAAACUGCAUACUCAGGUCAAGAAACAGAAGAUGACCAACACCCCAGAAGCACUCCCUGUGCGCCUUUCUAGGCCCUUCCCUGAACCCAAGGUAAACACUGUCCUGACUUCUAACAGCAUAGAUUAGUUUUGUCUGUCUGCUAUUAUAUAAGUUGAGUCAAUUUCAUAUUUUAGUAAUAUACUCAUUAGUGUCUUUCACUCAUAUAUAUGUGAGAUUCACCCAUAUUGUUGAAUGUAGUGGCAGGUAAUUCAUUCUCACUGUCAUGUUACAUUCCAUUGUGUGAAUAUGCUGCAAUAUAUUUAUCCAUUCUACUGUUGAUGGACAUUUGGGUUGUUUGCAGCUUGGGGCUAUUAGGAAUAGUACUACUUUAAAUAUUUAAGUACCUGUCUAUUGAUGAACAUAUUUAUGCAUUUCUGUUAGGUCUAUCUCUAGGAGUUGAACUGCCAGGUCAUAGAGUAUCCAUAUGCUCAGCUUUAGUUUUUAAACUAGUUUUCUAAAGUGGCUAUACGAGCAUGCACUCCCAUCAGCACAGCACAUGAGUUCUGGUUGCUCCACAUCCUUGCCAACUUGGUAAUUUCCACCUUUUUCACUUUAGCCACUAUGGUGGGUAUACAGUUAUAUCUUGGUGUGGUUUUAAUUUUUAUUUCUUUGUCCUCCAAUCCCACCAUAGUGUCUCCACAAGGUGGUUUACUGAUAUAUGAGAUCUGAGACCCAAGCAUGGUCUUCAUGUGGCUGUACCAUUUUACAUCCCACCAGCCAUAGUAAGCAUUUAGUAAGUUUAAAUCUUCCCACACACAAAAAAACCCAAAUCCAGAUGGUUUAACUGGUCAAAUGCAUUUAAUAUUUACAGGAGAAAUAAUAUGAACAAUUCAUAUAAUCAUUAUAAAAAAACAGAAGAGGAACAUUCCCAAACUCUGUGAGGCCAGUAUUACCCUGAUCCUUAAGCCAUACAAACACAUCACAAGAAAAGAAAACUACAGACCAAUAUUUCUCAUGAAUAUAGACAUAAAAAUCUUCAACAAAAUAUUAGCAAAUUGAACCUAGUAACAUAAAAUGAUUAUACAUCAUGACCAAGUGGGGUUUCUUCCAGUGAUGCAAGACUGCUUCAACAUUCAAAAACCAGUAUAAUCUACCAUAUUAACAGGCUAAAGAAGAAAAAUUACAUCAUCUACAGAUUCAACUCAACUUUACUAAACUUCCAGCAGUCUUUCUUCCCCCAAAAUUGAUAAGCUAGCUCUAAAAUUUACACAGAAAUAGAAAGGAUCAAGAAUAGCAAAAAGGAAUUUGCCAAAGAAUAAAGUGGGAGGACAUUUACCUUCCAAUUUCAAAGUUACUAUAAAGCCACAAUAAUUAAGACAUUAUGGUACUGGCAUGGGGACAGUAGAAUAGAACAAAGUCCAGGAAUAAACCCUCAUAUUUAUGGUAAAUAUCUUGUACAAAAGUGUGAAGGUAGUACAAUGGGGGAAAGAAAAGUCUUUUUAACAUUUGGUACAGGGAUAACUGAAUGUCCAUACACAAAAAGAUUAAAUUUUACUUCACACCACACUAAAAAUUAACUCAAAUGGAUCAGAGACACAGAAGCUAAAACUAUAUAAGUUUUAACAGAAGACAUACGAGAAAAUUUCUGUGACCUCAUAGUAGGCAAGGAAUUCUUAGAAUACCAAGAGCAUGACCCAUAAAGAAAAAAUGGUAAAUUGGACUUCAUCAAACCAAAAGCCAAAAAAAGGUUUGUGCUUCAAAAGACACCAUUAAGAAAAUGAAAACACAAAACAGAGACUGGGAAAAAACACUUGUAAAUCAUGUAUCUGAUAAAGGACUUACAUCCAGAAUAAAUAUAAAGAAUUCUUACAACUCAAUAAAAAGAAAGCAAACAACCCAUUUAUUUUAUUUUAUUUUUAUUAAGGUGUCAUUGAUAUACAAUCUUAUGAAGCAACAUUGUGCUUACAACAUUCACCCAUAUUAUCAAGUCCCCCCCCGCCAACCCCAAUGCACUCACUGUCCAUCAGCGUAGUAAGAUGGUAUGGUCAUUGUCUUCUCUUUGCUAUACUGCCUUCCCCUUGACUCUCCUACACAAACAACCCAGUUUAAAAUGGGCAAAAGAUGUGAAGAGACAUUUCACAAAAGAUACACAAAUCAGUCAAAGAGAUGCCCAAUAUCAUCAGUCAUUAGGGAAAUUCUUAUUAAAACCACAGUGAAAUACCACUUUACAUGCACUAAAAUGACUACAAUAAAAAGACAAUUAUAUAUCAAUGAUACUUCAAUAAAAAAGACAAAACGAUUCUAAUAAAUGUUGGCAAGGAUAUAGAGAAUUAGGAACUUCCAUACAUUCCUGGUGUGAACACAUCAAAAUGAUAUAGCCACUAUGGAAAUCUUCAGCAGUUUCUUAAAAAGUUUACCAUAGAUUUACCAUAGGACCCAGCAAUGUCACUCUAGUAUCUACCUAAAAGAUAUAUAACGUGUUCACACAAACACUUGCACUUGAAUAUUCAUAACAGCAUUAUUCAUACGAGGCAGAAAGUAGAGACAAUCCAAAUGUCCAUCAACUGGUGAAUGGAUACACAAUGUAUUCAGCAAUAAAAAAGUACAAGUACUAAUAAAAACUACAACAUGGAUGAACCUCAAAAAUAUAAUGCUAAGUGAAUGAAGUGAGACACAAAAGAUCAAAUAUUGUAUUUGUGUAUUACAUUUAUGUGAAAUGUCCAUAAAAAGCAAAUAAGAGAUCUAUAGAUUAGUGGCUGUCCAAGGGUGAGAAGGGGAACAGUUAUUAACUGUAAAUUAGUACAAGGGAUCUUAUUGGGGUGAUAUAAAUGUUCUAGAACUUGAUUGUCAUGAUGGUUGCACAACUUAGGUAAAUUUAAUAAAGGUCAUUAAGGUGAUCCUUGAUUCCAAUCCUGUUUUAACAUGUGUAUUCCCUGCUGUAACCUGAUGCCACCUAGAGCUAGAAUGAAGUGUUGUCUUGGAGCCUGUUGUACAUUUAAGAAUAAACUUUAGUUUAAAAAAAAGUCAUUGAACUGUACAAUUUAAAUAUGGAAUGUAAAUUAUAUCUCAAAGUUGUUUUCUUUUUCAGAGUUGUUUUGGCUAUUCUAGGUCUUUUACAUUUCAUAUGAAUUGUAGAAUAAAGUCCAUUUCAGCAACAAAAAAAGCUGCUGUGAUUUUUUACUGGGAUUGGUUUGAAUCUAUAGAUCAAUAAGGGGGAAUUGAAAUCUUAACAAUAUUGGGUUUCUGACUCAUAAAUAAGGUAUAUCUCUAUUUCUUUAUUCUUUAAUGUUACAAUAUUUUAUUUAAUUUUUAGUUUUUAGUAUACAGGUCUUUCACAUCAGACAAAUUAUUCCCUUUGAUGCUAUUUUACUUGGUGUUGACUUGUUUCCACUUUAUUGUGUAGUACUGGUUUUUAGUUCCAAUUUUUUAUUGUUAAUUACUGGUAUAUAGAAAAGUGAAAUGACAGUUAAUUGUUUGUCUUCUGCAGAAGUUAGAAGGAAUAAGAUUGCCCUCAUUUCUGACACCAAUUGCGAAUUCAAGGGUGUCCAAGACCACCUUCAAGUUCAAUAAUUCACUUAGACUCACAGAACCCACUGAAAGCUAUUAUACUCAUAGUUACAUUUUACUGCAGCUAAGGAUAGAGAUUAAAAUCAGCCAAGUGAAGAAGCACAUAGGGCAAAGUCCAGGAAGAGAACAAUUGCAGAGCUUCUCCCCAUGGAAUUAAAACAGCAUUACUCUCCUGACGUUGAUGAGUGACAGCAGCACAGAACAGUGGCAACCAGAGAAACGCACCUGAGCCUUGGUGACCAGAAGCUUCAAUAUGGCUCCAUCAUAUAGGCAGGCUGACUGCUCCCAUGGUUGAUUUCAGUUUCCAACCCGCAAGAGUCCAAGAUCCAUAAGCCAAAGCCCCCACAUUAUGUUGUUGAUGUGACUCAGAGCCCCCACCCUAACUCACAGUUACUAUCCGGAUGGCACAAGGCCCCAGGUAAAGACAUUCCGGUCAGGCAUGACAUCAAGGGCCUGAAGAUUACCUACUCUGUGAAGCUGUAGGCAAAGGCCAGACUUCUCCUGGGUAAGGUUUAAUUCUUUACUACGCAGGCCACCCCUGGCCUUUGGCCAAGGCUCUUGUACAGCAAAAUACAUUUGGGCAUCUACUUUUACUAUAGCAUUUAUAUGAUAUACUGCAAUAGUAAAGAAUGACUCCAUCCUAUAAAGCCAUUAUCUAUACAUUUUUAUAUUUUAUACUUAUUCAAUUACUCUUCCCUUUAAUCUACCUCUCUGUGUGCCUUAUGAUAAACUUGUGAAGAACUAUUUAGUAUAGAAAUUAGUUGAAGAUUAGCUAAAUCCAGUUCUUUCUCAAGCCACUCAUUUUCUCCUAGUAUUAUAUCCUGAAAAGUCUUUAACUCAAUUUCCCAAUAUAUUUGACCACCAAUAUAAGCAUAGUCUUGGCAGCAAUGCCAUUGUUACACCAUUUAUCAUAGUAUAGUAGUAGAUGUAACCUGCACACAACACUGUACCUAAUCAACAAUAAUACACUGUACAUUUAAAAGUUUGUUAAAAGGAUAAUCUCCUGUUAAGUGUUCUUUCCAAAAUAGAACAAAAAAUAAAAUAAAAUACUCAUUAGACACUGGCUUAUUACUACAGUCCCACUCAGUCAUCAAAAAUUGGUCCAGUUCAUCUAUCAAAGCUACUCCACUCAGGUUUGCAGGCUUCCAUUCAACCUUGUCAGGUUUCAAAAGUAGAUGUGGUCUUAGCAACAUAGGGCUUCAUUCUUUCAGGCAUCUUGUAUAAUUGAGUUAAGGGACAAUAUUAUCUCUUGCUCUGAGCCUUUCAGGGCAGCAAUGUAAUGGAUUUCCCUUGUUCAUUCAGCCUAUUUAUUCAUUCUUUUAUUCUCAGCUACUGUAUCUCCUCUCCAUUUAUCACUGAAUUUCACCCAAAGUUUUCCACCUUUUUUCUUACAUGACUUUUUUUUUAUUACGGUAUCACUGAUAUACACUGUAAUGAAGGUUUCACAAUAAAAACAAUGUGGUUACUACAUUAACCCAUAAUAUUGAGUUACCCCCCACCGCAGUCACUGUCCAUCAGUGUAGUAAGAUGCCACAGUCACUACUUGUCUUUUCUGUGUUACACUGCCUUCCCCGUG